Molecule: messenger RNA, 1818 nt
Organism: Lasiodiplodia theobromae
Lineage: Eukaryota; Fungi; Ascomycota; Dothideomycetes; Botryosphaeriales; Botryosphaeriaceae
Product: Tetracycline-efflux transporter protein
Exons: 2
Coding region: 1-1818 (605 amino acids)
Biological process (GO): transmembrane transport
Cellular component (GO): membrane
Molecular function (GO): transmembrane transporter activity
Source: RefSeq, a predicted model, not a curated record
AUGGAGAACAACGCCAUAUACACCCCAGACACUGGGGUUGCGCGAACUGGUCCGAUAAGACAGGUCGACAGAGAACAUGCCGGAGAAGACCAGAUGCUAGUCGAGGUGGGAGGCGUGGACACAGGACUCCGGUAUCGAAGCGCCGAGGAGACUCCUCUGCUUGCUGGGGACAGCAGGAGAAGCAGCGCAAGCAGCAGGCCUUCUGCGUACGAGGACUUCUCUGCGAUCCCAUGGUAUAAACGGCCGUCGAUCUACUGGAUGCUUCCCAUGUUUUUCUUGAUGGCAAUCGCGAAUGCUGGCAUUCUAGUGCCUAAGAUGAAUCUCAUCAUCACGCUGCUCUGCCGCGAAUACUUCUCCGAUAAGGCAAUGCAGGACCCAAACUUUACAACUCUUCCCGUCGUCUUCGGAGACGAGAACCCGCAGUGUCGGAGCCCUGAGGUGUCGGCUUAUGUCGCCGAGUUCACCUUGAUAGGAAAUCUGCUCUCGGGCAUCCUCUGCGCCAUCACUUCGCCCAAGCUUGGAGCUCUCUCGGACCGAUAUGGCCGUUUGCGUAUCAUCAUCAUUUCGAGCAUCGGCAUGUUGCUUGGAGAAGUCAUCGUCCUGUGCGCAGCUUCUUAUCCUGACACGAUCCCGGUUGGCUGGAUCCUCGUGUCAUACGGCGUCGAGGGGCUGUUUGGGUCCUUUAUUGCUGCCAUGGCCAUCGCCAAUUCGUAUGCUACCGACUGCAUCCCAAUCGAUAGACGCAACGUCGUCUUUGGAUACUUUCACGCCGCUCUCUUCACUGGUAUUGCCCUCGGCCCUAUUGUGUCGGCGUACAUCAUCGAGGCUGUUGGCUCCAUUGUGUCCAUCUUUUACAUUGCCGCCGGAAUCCAUGUCACCUUCAUCCUGUUCGCUGGCUUGCUCAUUCCCGAGUCCCUCACGAAGGACCGGCAGAUGGCGGCGCGGGAGAAGCAUGCUCUCGAACGCGCAGCCCGGGCGCCCUCGGCAGACUGGAUCAAUCGCAUGCGGCACCUCAACCUCCUCGAGCCGCUCAAGAUUCUGUAUCCCACCGGCGAAGGCAGCAGUCCGGCAGUUCGCCGCAACCUCCUGGUACUGGCUGGUGUCGACACGACCGUGUUUGGCGUCCACAUGGGUGCUAUGACAGUUGUCAUCAUUUACACGAACUUCCAGUUUGGCUGGACGACGGUCGAGACCAGCCGGCUCGUCUCUCUCGUCAGCGGCAGCCGCGUGUUCUGCCUGCUGGUGCUGCUCCCCAUCAUCACCCGCCUGUACAAGGGCCGCAGCGCGUCAGCAAGCCGCCGCCGCCGCCCUGGCACUGCCGCCGUCCACGAAAAGCCCAGCGGCGCCGAGCCCUUCGACCUCGCACUGAUCCGCUUCGCCAUCGCGCUUGACACGCUGGGGUACCUGGGCUACACGCUCGCGUCGUCGGGCGGCCUGUUCAUGGCGUCGGGCGCGCUGGCGGCGGCGGGCGGCAUGGGCUCCCCCACGCUACAGAGCAGCCUGACCAAGCACGUGCCGGCCGACCGCACCGGGCAGCUGCUCGGCGCCAUGGGCCUGCUGCACGCCCUCGCGCGUGUCGUCGCGCCCACCGUCUUCAACGCCAUCUACGCCGCCACCGUGGGCACCUUCACGCAGCUGGUCUUUGUGUGCUUGACGAGCGUGUUCGGCAUCGCCUUCGUGGCGGCCUUCUUCGUCAGGCCGGGCGUCGGGUUGGAAGAGCCGUCGGCGGAGGAGGUGGUGGCUGGUGUUGGUGUUGGUGUUGGUCGUCCCUUUGGCGGCGAGGGUGAUGAGGAGGUUGAGGUUGGGCGGGGGGUGUAG